AUGUCUUUCAACUGGCGACGACCCUUCACUCGCCGGCAAGGCGAUCUCGUCAACGCCAACAACGAAUCUCACUAUCGACCCGAUGGGUCCUUCGACGGUGGCGAUGGCGGCACCGUCAGCGACGGCAGUCUCCAAUACACUGUCGAAAAAGGCGGCAACGACUCUCCGCCCGCCUACCAAGAAGCCACGGGCGCGCCGGUAGAAGUUAACUCCCCCCUGGGAUAUUCUGUGGGUCCAUUGUCCAUCAUCAUGUUGAAUAUCGGCAAGAUGAUUGGGACGGGUGUUUAUUCGACUCCAUCAAAUAUCCUCCGCGGUACCGGAUCCGUGGGUCUAUCCAUGAUCUUCUGGGCUCUCGGCUUCCUGACGUCGAUUGCGAACUUAUCGGUAUAUCUCGAAUAUGCGUCGUACUUCCCGAACCGAUCGGGGUCGGAGGUGGUCUAUCUGGAACAGGCGUACCCGAGGCCGAGAUGGCUUUUUCCGACGGCUUUUGCGUUUCAAUCGGUUGCGCUGUCGUUUAGUAGCAGUAAUGCUAUUGUCCUCGCCCAGUACUUGUUCAGGAUAAACGGCCGCUCUCCAACAGCUUGGGAACUCAAAGGCGUGGCUGUAGCCGGUUAUACCUUUGCCGCUUUGUUCGUCUCCUUCCACACCCGCCUCUCCUACCACCUCUCCAACGGCAUCGGCAUAAUCAAAGUCCUCACCCUGAUCUUCGUCUCCAUAACCGGUCUCGUGGUACUAGGCGGGCACGUCUCCACCGCUCGGAUCCCGGACCCGCAUAUCAACUUUCGCGAUGCCUUUUCCGGCCAAGCAACGCCGUACGGCGUCACCAACGCGCUGUACAAGAUCAUAUUCUCGUACGCCGGGUUCGAGAACGCCUUCAACGUGGUCAACGAGGUGAAGAGCCCCGUGAAGCAGAUCAGGAGGAACGGGUUUGUCGCUCUCUUGAUAGUGGCCGUGCUGUAUAUCUUGGCAAACGUGGCGUACUUUGCUGCGGUGCCGAAGGAGGAGCUGGUCAAGAGCCAGCAGAUUGCUGCUAGUCUGUUCUUUACCAGGGUGUUUGGAUCGGGCGGUGCGGUGAGGGGAUUGAACUUUCUGAUUGCUUUGAGCUCGUUCGGGAACCUUGUUGCGGUGUUGAUUGGCUCGUCGAGGUUGAUUAGGGAGUGUGGGAGACAAGGGGUGCUUCCCUUCCCACGUUUCUGGGCUUCUACCCGUCCCUUUGGCACUCCGCUUGGGCCAUACUUCGUCAAAUGGGCGUUGACCAUCCUCAUGAUCCUCGCCCCUCCCGCCGGUGAUGCCUUCAACUUCAUCACCGAUCUCCAAGUACUGCCUUCAGCCUUCUUCCAGUUGGUCAUGGGUAUAGGCUUGUAUGUAGUCCGCUAUCGACGCUCUCGGUUGAAUCUUCCGCGCCCUGAGUUCAAAGCGUGGGACCUCGUGGUCGUGUUCAACAUCUUGGUGCAGCUGUACCUGGUCGUCAUGCCGUGGUACCCGCCCGCGGGAGGAGCGUAUGCGGGCGAUGUCAGCUUUUGGUACGGGACCUAUGUGGUCACGGGUGUUGGAAUAUUGGUCGCAUGCGCCAUCUAUUACUACCUCUGGAUCACCGUGAUUCCGAAGCUUCGUGGUUAUCGAAUUCGCCAGGAGGUUCUGCGGCUUGAGGAUGGUGCACAGAGCCACAAGCUUGUCAAAGUGCCGGUUGCCAAGUUGAGUGGGUGGGAUGCCACGCACGACGCUGUUGGUCGCCCGUUGAAUGACUCCGCGGUUCGUUCAGAUCGCGGCUCCAGUAACGGCGUUUCGGAUGAGAAAAGCCGACGUCAACGGAUGAAGUUCUGGUGGGAAGGAAUCAGCAAGAUGUGGAGAAGUGAUGAAAAAUGUGGAGGAGUAUUCACGGAUACAUAG
Sordaria macrospora k-hell is the source of this 1890-nucleotide messenger RNA. RefSeq lists its product as uncharacterized. Gene Ontology annotation, molecular function: L-amino acid transmembrane transporter activity. Gene Ontology annotation, cellular component: membrane. NCBI's taxonomy places the organism in Eukaryota, Fungi, Ascomycota, Sordariomycetes, Sordariales, Sordariaceae. The record is from RefSeq and is a predicted model, not a curated record. Gene Ontology annotation, biological process: amino acid transmembrane transport.